Molecule: messenger RNA, 4539 nt
Organism: Onychostoma macrolepis
Lineage: Eukaryota; Metazoa; Chordata; Actinopteri; Cypriniformes; Cyprinidae
Exons: 3
Coding region: 430-4539 (1369 amino acids)
Source: RefSeq, a predicted model, not a curated record
AUAGUGGGCGCGUUCAGGUUUGUCGCGUCGCGUCGCGUCGCUCGUUUACUGUAGACUGAGGAGUGAGGUGUUGGAUGUGAAACUCUCACUCCUCUCCCCCCGACUGUCACCGACAAACAAUGUGGGACGCUGGAAUUUGUUAUGCCACACCACAGAGACUUGUGCACCGCUUUUUAUACACCGCCGCGUCACAAGUAAAUCUCGCGUUUCGCAGAGCUGGAAAAUAUGUGUAAACUACUGACAGCGGUAAAAUACACUUUGCACUAUCACCCGCGGUUGAGUGCUCACAAAUGUCAUGCACUGUUCAAGAGCUUUUGCCUUCUGUGACAUUCAGCGGACUUAAUAACAACCAACAUGAAGCAGACAGGUACAGUUAGAACGCUUUGCCUGUUCUAAAGGACUUUUAAACUUGUUGAAAUCGUUGUAAACAUGGAAGAGGCAGGUGCUGGCAACGGUACUGGGACGCAGGGCUGUGAACCGGAGCGUUCUGGAGACGGAGGACUGGAUGAGGUGCAGAUGCAUCUCGCCUGCUUACCGGAGCGAUACAUGAGAGCGAAGUUCUCCCUCUCCGCGUACAUAUUUUGUUGGACAGUAGUAAAGUUGUGUCAGAGAUUAAGACCGUCGCCAGUUCUUCCCCAGGCCCCGGCUUUAGAGGACCCUGGGAGUGAGGCAGCCUGUCUGGAUGAUGGGGAGUCUCUGCAGGAGGAGCAUGGAGAGCAACAGGACCAUCAGGAAUGGUGUGAGCCAGUUCCUGAAGCAGUACAGGACACAAAAGAGGAAUAUUUUGACACACACUCUCAGCACAGUGACACUUUCUCUGUCUUGAGUCAUGAAACUAAGGACUGCUGCAGGACAUCGCUCAGCUAUGAGACCGGAUCUUGCUCUGUGGGUCAUCUGGACUCACACUCACCUUCAGUUAGAAAGAGGGAUCCCUCUUCAUCAAACCAGCAUCAUUCUGUCAAUCAUGCUGACAGUCUCAGUAGAACAGUGGAUGGAGAACAAUUGCAAACACAGUCUGGAAAUAUGGGGAUGAUGCGCAUGGGAGUUGAUGGCACUGGAAUGUCGCAAGCUAAGGGUGCUCUGGAAUGUGAGGAGGUUUUUAGCAAUUUUCCAGCGGGACCUGGAGUUGAUUCUUCUUCAAGGAAUGACCAAUCCUACGUAGUAACACCCCUACUGGCAUUAGAGAACGCUGUAGAACCACAAACACUCACUGAGCCAUGUGCUAAUGACUCAUUAUUGACCUUAACAGACGGUGAUGGAGCCAAGUCUCAGUUUGCUGACACCUUUGAGGGAAGAUCGAAAUGGGAUCAAAUUAACAAAAAUAUCACAGACGCUCAGUCAGGACACAAUGAGCCACGAAUACAGAACAUAACCUCAAGUGAAAAGCAGUUACGGCAAAAUGAUAUUGACACUAGUAAUACUGAAAUACAGUUGAUUUCGAAUGCAUCUGUUGCGAAUAGUAAAGAUAACAAAUGUCAUGAGCUGGGUGUUAAUGAAAAUAAGAUCAGUUUAUCUGUAUCACGUCAUCUUUCUGUAGAUGAGUCUGUAUCAGUUGAGAAGCCUAUUGAACAGGAAUUUGACGAGUCAACAAAACAUAGCCAAUCACAGCCCUCAGUAGAGCACAGCCAAUCACAGCCCUCAGUAGAGCACAGCCAAACACCAUCCUCAGUAGACCACAGAAAAUCACAACUGUCAACAGAACAUAACCAAUCACAGGAUUCUAUAGAAUGCAGCCAUUCACGGAAUUCAGCAGAACACAGCCAAUCACAGGCCUCAACAGAAGACAGGCCAUCACAAGAUUUUGUUGAACACAGCCAAUCACAGGACUCAGUUGAACACAGGCAAUCACGAGACUCAAUAGAACACAGUCAGACACAGGAUUCAGUAGAAUGUAGGCAAUCACAGAAUUCAGUAGAAGACAGCCAAUUACAAGAACAUAGUCAGUCAAAGGAUUCUGUAGAAUGCAGCCAAUCACAGGAUUCUAUAGAAUGCAGCCAAUCACUGUAUUCAGUAGAACACCGGCAAUCACAAGACUCAAUAGAACACAGCCAGUCACAGAGCUCAGAAGACAUUCCAUCCCAAAAUUGCAUCAAACACAGCCAACUACAGACCCCAGUAGAACACACCAAAUCACAGUACUCUGUAAAAUGCAGUCAAUCACAGAAUUCAGUAGAGCACAACCAAUCACAGGACUCAGUAGAACACAGCCAGUCACAGAGCUCAGUAGAAGACAUGCUAUCCCUAAAUGUAAUCAACCACAACAAAUCACAAGACCCAGUAGAAUAUAGUCUGUCACUGACCUCACUACAACACACCCAAUCACAGGAUUCCGUAGAACUUAGCCAAUCAAUUGAUUCUGUAGAAUGCAGCCAAUCACAGGAUUCAGUAGAAAACAGUCAGUCACAUACUACAUCAGAGCACAUUCAAUUACAGAAUUCUAUAGAAUGUAGCCAAUCACAGAAUUCCAUACAACACAGGAAAUCACAGGAUUUACCAGAACAAAACCAAUCACAGAACACCAUAGAGCAAAGCCAAUCACAAACUGCAGUGGAACACAGCCAAUCACAAAUUUCAGUAGAACACAGCCAAUCACAGGUUGAUUUCAUUAAGGCAAAUUCUAUGAACACCCUGUGGACUGUGACCGAGUCAGACUCAAACACAAACACAGCGGCUCUUAAUGAAAAGGGACAAUUAAAACAGGACUGUGUGGACGUAUGCAUGAAUUGCGAAGUUAGUCAAUCCUUGAAAACAUCUGGAAGGCUUUCAUCAAAGGAUAAUGACAAAGAACUCGAUUUGAACUUCAAAAAGAAUAAUAGUCUAAAUUUAAAAAAGCAGAACUUAAAUGACACCCCACCUGUUGUUUCUGAAUGUGAGUCUUUUGCAGCUGAGAGAGCUUUCUCAAAUGUGCCUAAUGCAGCUUCUGCUGGAGUGUCAGAUUCACUGAAUCAGCAUGUGAUCAAUGACCGGACCUCAGAACAGUCAGAUCUGCAGGCCAGACUUCAUUACGAUCAACAAAAUGUCCCAGUAUUACAAAUGCACACUGAAAAAAAGGAUUACUCAGUUAGUAGUUAUCACACGGAUAGUCAUUGUUUAGGGGACAGUGGGCAAACAUAUUCAGAGGACCAUGAGCUUGAGGCAGAUUUUUAUGAAACCCAUCAGUGCCCUAAUAGCAAAAUUAACUGUAACACACAGGGUGAAUUCACUGAAGCAGAAGUGUAUGUUAACACUACAACUUUUGAUACCAAUGAUGGUGACGUUUUAGAAGGACCACAGAAGAAUAGAAAAGCACAUCACAUUAUUAAAGGGUACCAGAAGGAAUGCACAAUAGUUCCCUCGAUAGAGCAGUCAGUUAUUUACUCUGAUAGUUCGGGGUGCAUAGAAUACACUAGGCCUAAGUCAUUGAGUGUUGCGUGUCCUGACAUGAAGACAGCUGAAGCCGAUAGGUGUCCUGUAGACAGUCCUCUCGAAUCUCUGGCUAGUCUGUUUGAGAUUUCAUAUGACAAAUCUCAAGUCAGCCCCACAGAUGUUUGCUUUGAGCUCAGUGAUGGCCUUCAUAUGAACUGUAAACAAGUAGCAAAUUGCGUUAUAGAAUAUACAGAGACCUCCAAACAAUUUCACCAACCCGACACCCUGUCUGACAAACAAGCAAGGCAAAACGAGUCACUUGAAACAAUUGAGCUGGAUGUUGAUAGUUUGUCUAGUGCAUGUACUGAUCCCUUCACAAAUACGCAAUCUCCUUUUGAUUAUUCCCAGCUGAACAGUAGAAACAAUGAAUACAGCUCAGACACAAAUAAUAAUAUUAAAGCCAUUACUUUAGAAGAGUGUGCCUCAGGUGAACAGAUCUCUUUGCCCAAUUAUUUGCAAAAAUACAGCAGGUUUACUAACAAUGCUGGAUCUUUAAUCUCAAAAGAUGGUGAUUGCAAAGACAGUGCCCCUGCUAGUCAGGCUACUCCCUUUAAAGCACCUGAAAUGAGGACUACAAUUGACAGCAAAGAUAAUGCAGCUAAACCUUCUGAAUUCAACGAAUUCAGCAGCCAUAGAGAUGCUAUACUAAAGCAGCUCUGUGAUUGCUGUGGUGGAAAGGAGUGCCAGCUGCACUUGUCUGCAGUGGAAGGAGAGCAGACAGCAGGAGGAUUUCAGUUCAAGGGCACAGACGGCAUCAGUCAGAGCAGAACUGCAGCGUUGCAAACCUUGAGUCCCUCACACACAGAUGACCAAUGCAGCACACAUGGAGAGGUUAAUGCAGACUCUACAAACUGUGAAUUUUCACAUAUUGGCCAUUUGCUUGCACACAAACAUCCGGAGCUCAUCCAAGAGAAAAGCAUAUUACCACUGAGUGGCUCUCUCAAGGUCGAUGAUACUUAUGCAUUAGAAAACAUGGAGAGAAAGCUUGAAGCUUUCUGGCAAACUCUCCUGAAAGCACUGAUUCAAUAUGUGAAACUUCUGAUCCUCUUUGUGAGCAAUCUUUGCAACUGCGCAACUCGGAGACUGAGGGCGCAUUUGUUACAUGUUGCCGUAUUUUACCCAUCACUAAUUUAG